UGGUCGACAGAUCAUGUCCUGCGGGGGCCGCUUGCUUGCUCGGAGGAUGUCCUGGUGGGACGCAGGGAUCCUCGGCAGAGCAUGCCGUCGCCCGAGGAGAGUCGGUCGGUGGCAUGUCCGUUUCGGGACGCCGCUGCCGCUUCAGGAAACCCGCACGCGCUGGCCCUGGCCGUCGUCGCUGUCUUUGCCCUCCAUCCAGCACGGAGCCAGCACCAGGCCAGCACCGACCCAGCCGCUGGCACCCAGAGGAGACCAUGGCUGUCAGCAAGGCACCCUUCCAGGAUGACAUCGAGGCCGCUCUCAGUGCAUCCAUCAUCGAUGCCAUAGGGCCGUCCUUUGCCGAUAAUGCAGCGACCGUCUCCCAAAUCGCCCUCGAUGCCAUCCGCGCUCACCCGGCCUUCCAACACACCCUCGAGGCUUGGGCCGACAACCGUCCCGCCACCACAGGCUCGGCUUCCCGCGAAAACAUCGUGGCCAAGAAGUUUGGUCUGAAGGAUUCGCUCCUGAGCCUUCCAAGCUACAAGGAUGCGGCUCUCUCUCUGGAGUGGAAGACUCUCGGCACCGAGGCCUUCGGUCGGGCCCAGUGGACCAAGGCUGUCAACUGCUAUACCCAGAGCAUCCGAUUUGCACCGCACGCCAUCUCGGAUGCCGAAUCGCCGACCUCCGCGCACCAGUGCCUGGGAUAUGCCAAUCGCAGUGCCGCCCUGUUCGAGCUUGGACUCUACUCAGAGUGCCUGCAUGAUAUAUCGAUCGCCCUCGACCUGAUGGCCUAUGCCCAUCCCUUCAAGCUGCUCCGUCGGCGGGCCGCCUGCUACCGCAAGCUUCAGGAAAAGGCAAAUCUCCUUGGCAACCCCACCGACGUCCUGCAGCCGUCGGACGAGCUGAUCAACGCCACGCUCAUGUCUGCCCUCGAGAGCGCCCGUGAUCUCAACAACGCCGAUUGGGAGAAGAAGAUCAAGAAGGACAUUUCCGAGGCCGAGCGAGACCGCAAGACCAAGCUCGACAAGGGCCUGGACCGCAUCAAAUCAAAGAACCUCAAGACGGCCUCGACCGUCUUCUACGCCCUCGAAAAGGCGAGGCUCAAGAGCGUCGAGCCCGAGAAGCUGCACAGCCAGCUGGUCGCCAUCGAGUACGAGCCCCCGCAGCGGAAAAUCGUUGCCCAGACGGGUUUGAGCAAGGGCUCGCUGAUCAUCAAGGAGAAGCCGUAUGCGUGGGUGCUGUCGAGUGAAUGCAGUGGCGAACGAUGCGAAUGCUGCGGAAAGGCCCUCGGUCUCGCUCCUGUGAUCUGCAACCAGUGUUCGGAGAGUUGGUUUUGCUCCAGCGGCUGCCGCGACGAAGCCUGGAUCAACUUCCACAGCGCCGAGUGCCAGCGAGCAUUCAUACGAGACCUCGACGAAGUCGCUGUCCUUGCUUUGCGACUCUAUAACCGACUCCACAGCCCUGCGGAACAGCCCUCCAUCACCAAACGGACGGUUGUCAACGAGCCCUACGACGAAGUCUCGACUCUAUCUGCAUCCAAGGGCAGCGCCAACGCCGCGGUUCCCAUCCCUGGAUGCGACGAGUCUGGCGCCUUUCUGGGACAUAGCGACGAGGGGUUCCUCAGCCUGCUCGACCACCUGGCUGACAGGUCGCCAGAGUCGCUUGUUUCGCCUCUGAUCCUCAGCGCGCUCCUGGUUGCAUCGCUGGAUCUCCCUUCAACCGAUGUCGUCGAGUUCAUGAGUAUCUUUGGACGGAUCCAAACCAACUCCUUCUUCGUCAAGGCCAAUGCCUCCUUUGACGGCCAGCCCGGGAUCCACAACGUCAACACCACCACCGACCGCCUCAUCCGCAUCGGUACUGGCAUCUAUCUCAACUCCAGUCUCGUCAAUCACAGCUGCGAGCCCAACGCACUGGUGUCAUUCCGAAACGGCGGUAACGAAAUCAUGAUUCGUCUGGCAUCGAACGUUGAGGAAGGAGACGAAAUCACCAUCAGCUAUGGCCCGUUGGCGAGCCGAUCCAUGACGACCGAUCGCCAGGACUUGACUACCGAGCGCUGGCUGUUCAAGUGCGACUGUCGUGCCUGCCACACCAACGAUGAUACCAAAUCUCGGCUUAUGGGCGGACUGGUUUGCGUCAGCUUUCCCAAGUGCACUGCGCCGGUGGUGCUGCGGGAUGAGUUCUGUCCAUCUUGUGGUGUGUCGCUGGCUGACAACGAUCGGCAUACAAAACUGGCUGUGCUACUUUCCCGCAGCCAAGAGCUUUUUGAGAAGGCUGAGGCCACCACAGACGACGACCAGGCCUUUGAAAUCCUCAUGAGGUGUCUUGGCUUGCGCAAAUCCAUCUGUCAUCCAAGCAGCCAUACUCUCGCACACACCUACGACGCCCUCACAGAGCGGCUGGCUCGACUGGGCAACUUUGACGAAGCCUCCAAGUUUUGCCGCAAGGGCUUGACCAUUCUCUGUCGCAUUUUUGGGAACGACAGCGUUGAGGUCACGCGCGAAUACUUUAAACUGUGCCAGCUUUUGUUUGCCAGUAAACACCCGGAGGCAGCCAUCCAGGUGGUUGAAAGGACCAUUCGUCUGUACGAAACCACUUUCGGCGAAGAAGGAGGAGGCGAGGAGCUGGAGGAACUCAGAACGAUGAAGUCGUAUCUGGAAGAUGUGCUCGUCGACCAGGGCGCCGGCGAUGAAGAGCUGGAUCUCGAGACCCUCAAGGAGAAGGAGAAGCGCGAUCGGCGUCAGAGCAACCGACAGAGCCGAGGCUUCAGUACCUUCUGAACGACAGUUGCCUGUGUUCGCUGCGGUUCCCGUAUGGCCGCUGUGGCCGGAAUACAAGUGCUGUCGAAGCAACGACAGCUCUCUCUAUUGACCGACUCACCCU
This is a messenger RNA of Polychytrium aggregatum, 2859 nucleotides long. RefSeq lists its product as uncharacterized. The record is from RefSeq and is a predicted model, not a curated record. Gene Ontology annotation, molecular function: protein binding. The coding region runs from base 114 to 2756 and encodes 880 amino acids. NCBI's taxonomy places the organism in Eukaryota, Fungi, Chytridiomycota, Chytridiomycetes, Polychytriales. The transcript has 8 exons.